AUGGCAGACAGUGGGGACGUCACGAAGUUCGAGGAGGAAGACGCAAGGGGACCGCUCCCGAAUGAAGUUACAAGGUCACCCUCCGACUCAGAACGCAGGAAAAAGCAUAUGAAGAAGAACACGCAACCUCACUCUAUGGGCUCUCCGUCGGGAGAGUCAGACAAAGAGAGAUCAAGGGGGACACACAAACGAGCUGAUGGAGACAACGGAGCCUCAGAGUCAAUCGCUGAGGAAGAGCCCCAAAAUAAGCCCGCCAAAAUAAAGAAGAAGAAGAAGAAAUCAGCUGUUGUUAUUGAGGACAGAGACGUAUGCAGAGAAGAGCCAAGAACUAGUGCAGGGGCCACUGAGGCCCCCAAGCCACGCAAAUCGACUCUCCUGCUCUGUGACAACGCAGCGGCGGUAGCCCUAGGAAAUCUCGUGGCGAUUCAGGCAUUAAUAUGUGCCAUUCUUCGCUUUUUACAGCAGGGGCUUAUAUCGAGUGUGGAGGGAAAAGACGAGGCGGACGGAAUCGAGUGGGUAGAGGAGAUGGACGACGAGGAAACAGAAAAGAUUAUAGCCAAGUUAGAUGCGUCAGAGCGGCGCAUUGCAGAGCUGAGGAACGACCUGUUUGCCAGUACCACUAAACCCCUGGAAAUUUACUUCGAAGAACUUGAACAUUUGACGCAAGGCGACGCACUCAUUAUUGGAGUUGCCAACGAGAAUGACGUUCUAGCAAUCGAACAAAAAGAAGCCCACGUCAAAAUAGCCGCGUGCGUUGCAAGACAAAAAGAGUUGCAGGAGCAGCAACAGCGCCUGUUGUUGCAUGAACAAGUUAUUCGCAAGCGGAUUUUGGAAGAAAUCGAAAGGAAGGAGGCAAAGCUCAGGGUUCUUCAGCGACAGGCAGAAAAACAAGAUCUUGCAAGACAGAAUCACCUGGUAAAGUUGGUCAGGGAGUGUGAGUGCCGCAUGGAGGCACGUAUGGCACGGCGUGAAGCGCGACUCUCUGCUGUCUACGGCCUCUUGAAGAAGGACGGGGAAUAUAGUGCCGACAUGACACAACCAGAAAAAGCCGCAAUGUCCAAAAACCACAACUUUGUUCCCCUUGGAAAGUUGUAUCGCGUUGAGUGGCUACGAGCUCCGCAGCCAGUAAAAAUGUCUAUUGACUUUUGUCGUGGCCUUAAAGACAAAGUGCCCCCCGGCCGAUACAUCAUGUCGGUCUCGAUUUGGACGCGCAUUGGCGGCACUCGGCUUCGCUGGAGCGGCCUCCAGUCAGUAGGGCAGAAAAUGUUGCAGGAGGUGCUUGAGAAACGGAAAGAUACCGCGUCCUUCUCGACUUUUUCAGAAUCCACAGCAGAUGAACAAGAAGUUAUCUGUGCUGGAGGAACAUCGGGAGUCACGACACCGAUCGAAUUCGGAGGGACAUUUAAAGAUGAAUGCCUCAGGUUGGACGAUACAAUUGUAUUGGUCUGCCCCUCGGAGAUCGAUGUACAGCCCGGAAUGUGCUUUGUUUUUGAACUGUUUUUACUGCGGGGUCAACACUCUCCAGUCGACAAGGUCGUAGGUUGGGGCGCUUUUCCCUUAGUGGACUCGGACUUUCGGAUUAUUGAAGGAAGCUAUAAGGUGUUGAUACUCUUUGUCAUGUUUCCUCCAGCCUGGAGCCAACUGCCAGCUUAUGUUCCUCUACUGCGGGGGCCGGUAGAUCCUUCGAUUCGUCGCUAUAUUGAUAUAGAGCACACAAUAGGAACCAGCCUCGACUGCUGGCUGUGCCACUUGUACUUCCGCUGUCAACUGCUGCCCAAGUACAGCAAAGGGCAUAUUGAGUUUGAACUUCAACUCGAGCACGCAGCAGCCCUGAUCGGGGGAAGGAAAAACGACACUCAUGGCAACAAGGCACAACAGCAUCGUCAAUUUUGGGGGGCGUCACUGGAGCGUGCGAAGGCUGACGACCUUUUACAACAACUUGUAUGCGCCCUCCAGGCGUGCGAAGAAAUGAAAUCAGCUCGUGCAGACCCUGCACCCAUCGUUUCCAAGGAUGGAGUCCGUGCUUGGCGGCAUAGGGAGUCGACUGAAACUCUAGAGUCCAUCGCAGAUCUCAACGCAGUUCCUAAUUAUAGGUAUUCAGUCUACUGUGGCAUGACAUUGUCGCACCCCAGUGAGGCCUCGCGGAAGCUGAAGUACUUGAAAAGCUCCUUGUUAGACGACUUUAGACCAUCUUUAGACACAAGAGAAAACUGCACACUAGCCGGCGCCCUACUAUGCGUAGUCCUGGCCAUUUGGUGCUGUAGUCUCGUUUUUGGUUCGGGAACAUGGCUGUUUCUCCGCGCAAUCCAGGUCCCAGUGUACGAAAUCGAAUUAAGUGCCUUUUACGUUCGACUUGAAUUUGUCCAGGAUGUGCUGGCGCUCAGUCAGGUCAUUGGCACAUCAGUGGCUGGCCCGCUUGCGUGUUUCAUUGUCUUUGUACUCGCCUCAGCAGUUUUGCACGUUGCGAAUGUAACUCUGGGAAGACAGCCUUACCCAGUUUAUCAAUUUCUUAGUGCGUUGGGUGCCGCUACUGCCCUUAGCCCCAUCCUCAUGCUUACUAUUGAGGCAAUUAAAGGCGAAUGGAGAGGUACUUCAUUCAUGCUGUUUAGCUACUACAAGCGAGAUGUCAACAGCGGGACUUUCGGAGUCAUUAUAAAGCUGGUCAUCGACUUGGUUUGCAUGGGCCUGAGCACGCUUGUACGUAAUUCGUGUGCCUUCUACGGAUAUGCAAUAUGGAUUCACCGUCAAGGGCAAGUGAGUGACACACAUAGGAGGCUAACAGGGGAUGAUUCGCUGUUUCAUUUGCCUCUGGACGUUGAAGUGUCGGAGAGAUACUUGAUGCGCUGCUGCGAGAACGCAAGCCAAUAUAUAGGCUCCGGAGGGGAAAUCCGAAGCCUUAGAAUAACUCACUACCCAGUUACGGAGGUCCAGGAAGCCCUUAACGUGACCACAACAGAGUGGAAAUAUCUGAGUGAAGGGAAAAAGCAGCAUGACGCCGACCUUAUAACUGAGCUGGCGAUAUACACCGUGAACUCUAAGGCAGGAACACAAGCACUCCUUUUGCCUUUACAACCAGUGUCUAGAGUAAGAAGACCUUGCAAAGAAGCGUUUAUGGGAAUAGACACUCCACGGCCCAUCUUAGACUCGGGUUGCAGCGGAGACCGACUAAAAGUCAUGAAUUUGAAUGACACAUCUAAACAGCUUUUCCCUGCCCUAUUCGGCUAUAGAUGGCGAGAGCAGAAUUUUAAGCCCCCGAUUGAAGCAGCGAGAGAAAGGUACACUCCAUACGGCUCGCAAAGCCACAAUCGUCACCAGUUUGCAAAGGAUUCGACCUUGACAUAA
This is a messenger RNA of Cyclospora cayetanensis, 3342 nucleotides long. RefSeq lists its product as uncharacterized. The record is from RefSeq and is a predicted model, not a curated record. The transcript is spliced from 20 exons. The coding region runs from base 1 to 3342 and encodes 1113 amino acids. Gene Ontology annotation, cellular component: perinuclear region of cytoplasm. NCBI's taxonomy places the organism in Eukaryota, Apicomplexa, Conoidasida, Eucoccidiorida, Eimeriidae.